Passer domesticus (house sparrow) is the source of this 2971-nucleotide messenger RNA. RefSeq names its product aspartyl-tRNA synthetase 2, mitochondrial (gene DARS2). Gene Ontology annotation, molecular function: ATP binding; nucleic acid binding; aspartate-tRNA ligase activity. Bases 18 to 2237 code for a protein of 739 amino acids. The record is from RefSeq and is a predicted model, not a curated record. Gene Ontology annotation, biological process: aspartyl-tRNA aminoacylation. The transcript has 17 exons. NCBI's taxonomy places the organism in Eukaryota, Metazoa, Chordata, Aves, Passeriformes, Passeridae. Gene Ontology annotation, cellular component: cytoplasm.
AGCACAGCGCCGGCACAAUGAGGCGCCCGCCGGGGCUGACGCCGAGGCGGCCGUGGCUGCGGCCGAAGGGCAGAGCCCAGGAGAGCCGCCUGAGGCUGGGCAGGGUCCGCACCGCUCCGUCCUCCGGCGCCUCCUCCGCCAUGGCCGCCGCGGCCCGCCCGCGCCGUUUGAACUUCUUCCCGUCGGCCCCCGCGCGGCGGGCGCGCCCCUCCGCCAUUUCCGGGGCGGGCGGCGCUGAGGGAAGGAGGCGGUCGCGGGUUCCUCUUUUUGCCUUUUCCCCUCCGGAGCUCUUGUUUUUCCCCUCGCGCAGGUCUGUGGCGCUCCUGCCGUGUGUCUGGCUGAGGGGCGGCUGCGGGAUGGCGCUGCCCCGGCUGCUGGUGCGGGCGCUGCACCGCGCGGCCGCUGCCGCCGCACCUGCGGCCCCAGAUUUCAACAGUUUUGUCACUCGGACCAACACGUGUGGAGAGCUGCGUGCUGCUCACGUGGGACAGAAGGUGACUCUGUAUGGAUGGGUUCAAUAUCAAAGACAAGGCCUGUUUCUGGUUUUGAGGGAUUUCCAGGGCCUGACCCAGGUCGUCAUUCCUCAGGAUGAGGCACAUUCCCACGUGAAGGAGCUGCUGUCCAGCGCCCCGCUGGAGUCUGUGGUCAGAGUCACUGGGACAGUGUCCCCCCGGCCCCUGGGGCAGCAGAAUCCGAAAAUGACAACAGGGGAUAUUGAAGUGAAGGCAGAGACUGCAGAGAUCCUAAACUCCUGCAAGAAGCUGCCUUUUGAAAUCAAGGAUUUUAUCAAGAAGUCGGAGGCGCUGCGGAUGCAGUACCGGUACCUGGACCUGCGCAGCUCGCGGCUGCAGGCGGCGCUGCGGCUGCGCUCCCGCGUGGUGAUGAGGAUGCGCGAGUACCUCUGCAACCUCCACGGCUUCGUGGAUGUAGAAACUCCAACUCUGUUUAAAAGAACCCCAGGGGGAGCCAAAGAAUUCCUUGUGCCCUCGAGGGAAGCGGGCAAGUUCUACUCUCUGCCACAGAGUCCUCAGCAGUUCAAGCAGCUCCUCAUGGUUGGAGGCAUGGACAGGUACUUCCAGGUCGCUCGCUGCUACCGGGACGAGGGUUCACGGCCUGACAGGCAGCCAGAAUUCACCCAGAUAGAUAUAGAGAUGUCAUUUGUAGAUCAAGCUGGGAUCCAGAGGCUCAUAGAGGGCCUCCUGCAACAUUCCUGGCCUGAGGAAAGAGGCUCCAUUGUGACUCCUUUCCCUUCCAUGACAUAUGAGGAGGCACUGGCUGAGUAUGGGACUGAUAAACCAGACACUCGCUUUGGGAUGAAGAUCGUGGAUAUCAGUGAUGUUUUACGAGGAUCAAACAUUCACUUUGUGCAGAAUGCCCUCAGUUACCCACAUGGCUCCAUCAGAGCCAUUUGUAUCCCUCAGGGAGUGAGGUAUCUUACAAAUAAAGACUUGGAGUCAUUGAAGGAGUCUGCAAAAUCCCAGUUUAACCAGGAAAUCCUGGAAAUUAUCCGCAGACCUGAUGGAAGCUUGAAGUCUCUGCUUACCAAGUUCCUGGGUGAGAAGGAGCAGUCAGAGCUCAUCCAAGCACUGAACAUGCAGGAGGGUGAUGUGGUGCUUCUGGCAGCUGGAGAACACAAGCAAGUGUGCUCUGCCUUAGGAGCCUUGCGGUUGUUGGGUGCCAACCUCCUGGAGGCAGCUGGGCUGGCACUCCGUGAUCCCACAGCCUUCCACUUCCUCUGGGUGGUGGAUUUCCCCCUGUUCCUUCCCAAGGCUGAGAAUCCCACUGAGCUGGAAUCUGCUCACCACCCCUUCACUGCCCCUCAUCCUUCAGAUGCCAGCCUCCUGUAUUCUGAUCCCACAAAGGUCCGUAGCCAGCACUACGACCUUGUGCUCAAUGGCAAUGAGGUUGGAGGUGGCUCCAUCAGAAUUCACAGUGCAGAGCAGCAGCGUUUUGUGCUGGAGAAAGUGCUGAAGGAGGACUCUGAGGUGCUUUCCCAUUUAAUUGAGGCUUUAGAAUUUGGAGCUCCACCUCAUGGAGGAAUUGCUUUAGGACUUGACAGGCUGAUCUCUCUCAUUGUUGAUGCUCCAAGUAUCCGGGACGUCAUUGCCUUUCCAAAAUCCUUCAGGGGACGAGACCUGAUGGGCAAUGCUCCAGACUAUGUCACUCCAGAAGAACUAGAACCAUAUCACAUUCAGGUCUCCUGGCCUCUUGAAGAAAAAGAGGCAAAGAAAAACUGACUUGAUGCCAGUGAUGUAAGCUGAUCUGAUCAACCAGAGGUGGUUACAGCUUCUAGAGGCUGAGAUUCAGUUCAGAAAAUAUCAGCUCUUGUGGCAGGGUGAGGGACAGUCCCACUCCACUGUGCUGUGGCAGUUUCCAGAUGGAGUGGCAAGUAGAUAAGGGAUCUUCCUGAUAGGAAUUCAUCUUUGGGAGGUAACGGAAAGGAUAUUAAAAAAACAAUAGCAAAUAAUAUAAUUUUAGCAUAGGAUAUUGAGACUGUUUGCUUUAGGGUGUCAUAUUGGAGGGAGGAUGGGUUCUGGUUUUUCCCAACUCUCAAUUUUUACAUGUCCUUUGUAAAGUGUUCCUCCUCCCAUCUGGAAGAGAUAUUCAGCUUCCCUGGCAGGAAUUAAAUCAUGAUCCUCAUUAAAUCAUGUCAGCUAAGCACUGUGACAAUAAAACUGUGCUGGACCAGGAGCUCUGAACACUGCACAGCCAAACUUCUGUUCAGCCAGCAACUUGUCUCCUGUUGGAGGAUACCAGAUCAUGCAGAACUUUGCCACGAGGAAUUCACACUCAGCUGUGUUUUUCCUUCAAAGGAGAGGGAGAGAAGCAUGGAUGAUGUUUGCAACAGUUGUCCUUGUAAUACUUGUCAAAGAGGUGUUGAUCUGUCUUUGGGGCCUGUGGUCCUGGUGCUUUCAGCACAGUCAUUCAGGAGUUUGUAUGUUUAUAAAUAAAGUUUACCUGUGUGAGUGUC